AUGGAAAAAUUCCUGCGCGACUGGCGCCAGGACGCCCUGAGCAAGCACCAGUACGAGUCUGCCAUCUUUAUCGGCGACAAGCUUCUGGCCAUCAGCAACAAUGACCGCGAUGCCUUCUGGCUUGCCCAGGUGCAUUUCACCACCGGCAAUUACGCCCGCGCCCAGAGUAUCCUUUCACGCUUUGUUUCCAAGACCGACUCCCAACAGAGCAGUCCACAAUGCCGCUACCUGCUAGCCCACUGCUCCAUAAAACAGGCCAAGUACGAUGAGGCCAUGCAGCUGCUCGGCGACAAGAAUCCAGUGCAUCUGGUCGCCGCUCCCGACAACGCCCGGAAGAAGCUGCAGCACGUUGAGGCCAAUUCCCGCAACGGGCCAACCCGGCAGCACCACAACAAGGGAUUGCGCAGCGACCGCGUCGACCGCAGCGAAGAGCGUGAGCGCGAGGACAUUGACAAUCUCAAGGCUGAGGCCUGCAUGUGCUACCUGCGCGGCCUCUGUUACGCAAAGCAGAAUGCCUUUGACCGCGCCAAGGAAUGCUACAAGGAUGCCGUGCGCAUCGACGUGCAGUGUUUCGAGGCAUUCGACCAGCUCAUGAAGAACUCUCUCAUGUCUCCCGAGGAGGAGUUGCAGUUCCUCGAUUCUCUCAGCUUCGACACUGUGACCGCCGACGAUCCCUCGUCCGCCCAAGAGGCUGCCGACUUCACCAAGAUGCUGUACAUGACCCGUUUGUCUAAAUACAAGAACCCCGAUGAGUUCACCGCUGCCGUUGAGACGCUGUCAACACACUACAACCUUGCCAGCAACCCUGACAUCCUUUUAUCAAAGGCCGAGCAGCUGUUUACCCAGUGUCGUUUCAGCGAGGCUCUGUCACUUACCUCAUCCAUCCUCCAAACAGACAAGUACAACUUCUCGACUAUGCCAGUCCACCUUGCCUGUCUCCACGAGCUCAACAACAAGAACGAGCUCUUUCUUCUUUCUCACGAUCUCGCCGACACACAUCCAGAGGAGCCGACGUCGUGGCUUGCUAUUGGUGUGUACUACUUGACCAUCGGAAGGAUAGCUGAGGCACGAAGGUUCUUCUCCAAGGCCUCCAUGAUGGACCCGCAUUUUGGACCUGCCUGGAUCGGUUUUGCCCACACCUUUGCCGCCGAAGGAGAACACGAUCAAGCCAUAUCCGCCUACUCCACUGCCGCCCGCCUGUUCCAAGGGACCCACCUUCCGCAGCUGUUCCUGGGGAUGCAGAACCUGCAGCUCAACAAUCUCUCCCUCGCCCAUGAAUACCUCAACACAGCCUACGGCCUCUGCAAAACGGACCCCCUCCUCCUGAACGAGCUCGGCGUCGUCUUCUACCACCAGGACCACCUCAACUUCGCCAUCAAGAUGUUCACCCUGGCCCUCACCCUCUCGGAGCAGCUCUCCCUCGCCCCAGCCUCGCCCUCCAUCCUCGCGACCCGCACCAACCUCGGCCACGCCCACCGCCGCGCGCACAACUACAACGACGCCCUCGCCGCCUUCGACGAGGUCCUGCGCCAGGGCGGCAAGGACGCCGGCGUCUUCUGCUCCAAGGGCCUCGUGCUGCUCGAGAUGGGCCGCGCGUGGGAGGCCGUCCUGGCCCUGCACGAGGCCCUCGCCAUCAGCCCGCAGGAUCCCAUCGCCACGGACCUGCUCACCCGCGCGCUCGAGGCCGUGGAGAGCGUGGACCUGAUGGGCCAGAGCGAGGAGGAAGAGGUCGAGAAGAGGCUGCGCGGGAGCAAGGUCGAGGUGCGGCGGCGCAAUCAGCGGAGGAGACGCAUCCGCGAGAUCCAAGACUCGAUGCAGGAAGCCGCGGCCGAUAGCAUGGUUGUGGACGAAGAUGAAGGUUAA
This is a messenger RNA of Lasiodiplodia theobromae, 1863 nucleotides long. RefSeq names its product Anaphase control protein cut9. Gene Ontology annotation, molecular function: protein binding. The record is from RefSeq and is a predicted model, not a curated record. Bases 1 to 1863 code for a protein of 620 amino acids. The transcript is spliced from 2 exons. Gene Ontology annotation, biological process: cell division. Lineage: Eukaryota; Fungi; Ascomycota; Dothideomycetes; Botryosphaeriales; Botryosphaeriaceae.